This is a messenger RNA of Prionailurus viverrinus (fishing cat), 1219 nucleotides long. RefSeq names its product lymphocyte antigen 6 family member G6F (gene LY6G6F). Lineage: Eukaryota; Metazoa; Chordata; Mammalia; Carnivora; Felidae. The transcript has 6 exons. The record is from RefSeq and is a predicted model, not a curated record. The coding region runs from base 36 to 941 and encodes 301 amino acids.
AGGUCCUGGGCAAGAGAACUUGGCAGGCUCUCCCCAUGGCGGUCUUAUUCCUCCUUCUGUUCCUAUGUGGCCCCCCGCAGGCUGCUGCAGACAAUAUCCAGACCAUCUAUGUAGCCUUGGGGGAGGCAAUGGAGCUGCCAUGUCCUGCACCACCCACUCUGAGUGGAGACGAACUCCUGUCCUGGUUCCGCAGCCCAGCAGGCUCCUUCACUGCCCUGGUGGCCCAAGUCCAAGUGGCCAGGCCUGGGAGGGGGCCUUCCCCAGAGCCUGGGAAGUCUGUAAGGGCAUCCAGGCUCAAACUGCUGGGGAACUACUCUUUGUGGCUGGAAAAGUCCAAAGAGGGAGACGCCGGUCGGUACUGGUGUGCUGUUCUGGGUCAGCACCACAAGUACCAGAACUGGAGGGUGUAUGAUGUCUCCGUGCUCAGAGGAUCCCAGCUAUCCGCGAGGGCUGCGGAUGGAUCCCCCUGCUCCAUCCUUUUAUGCUCUGUGGCCCCUGCCAGACGCCUAGACUCUGUGACCUGGCUAGAGGGAAGGGGUCCUGUGAGGGGCCAUGUACAGUCAUUUUGGGGCGAUGGGGCUGCCCUGCUCUUGGUGUGUCCUGGGGAACAGCUCUCUGAGUCCAGGGAACAUAGACCAAGAAUCAUCAGCUGCCUCAUGCCUCAUAACAAAGGGGUCAGCUUUAGCCUGGCAGCCUCCAUGGAUGCCUCCCCUGCCCUCUGUGCCCGUGCCACGGGCUGGGAUGUAUCCUGGAUCCUGAUGCUGUUGCUUGCAGCAGGUCAGGGGUUCACCAUCCUGGCCCUCAGCAUCAUGCUCUGGAGACAGAGGGUCCAGAGGGCUCAGUGCAGAGAUGCCUCGAUUCCUCAUUUCAAACCUGAAAUCCAGGUCUAUGAGAACAUCCAUGUGGCCCGUCUCAGCCCACCUGCCCACAAGAUCAGAUGAUCUCGAUGACAUCUGCUGGGAAGUGUGACCUGCUGUCUCUCCAGCCAUCUGGCACCUGAAAGAUUCGCCUGAAAACCCUGGCAAGGGGGGAGGGGCUGAGAGUGCUACUUUACAGUCCAGCUGGUCUCCAGCAGUCAAGCUGUGUGUGUGUGUGUGUGUGUGUGUGUGUGUGUGUACGCAUGCUUGUGUGUUGGGGGGGGGGUUGCUGAAGGAAAGUAGAAGCAUUAUCUUGUGACAUCACCUAUGAGAAAGUGUGGUCUCCUGUUUUAUAAUAGCCA